AUCCCCAGCCCGAUUCCAGUCUCUUUUUAAGUUAUCAGGCCUCUUCUGCCAUGUGCCCCUGCCACCCUGAACUGUACCACAGAAGGGCCGCACAGUCAUGGACUGAAUCCUCUGAAACCAUGAGCCUAUGGUUGGAGAUGAUGAUGAGAUUAGAAGCAGAGGCAUCUGAAGUUUUGUCACAGAGCACAUCAUCUGUUAAACGGUGCCGCCUUAGAAAGGUGCUGACCAUUAUAAUGGGAUGAUCUACACACUUACAGGAGAGGCAGAGCAAGAUAUCGGAUUCACUAUGAAGGAAGCUGUGUCACAGCCUCAGAGCUGCCAGUAAAUACAACAGUGUGUGCAUGUUCCUCUUGCUACAACAAAAAUAUUCUCUUCUUGUAUCAGGAAACCACCUACCAAGGAGGCAUGUAGGCCCAGAGCCCCAUCUAGGAGGCCUGGACCUGGGUACAGUUUACAGCAACGUUGACCAGCAGCUGAAUGAAACUCUGAGACACCGCAGACAUGUGGGAGAAGACGACUACAACAUCGAAGUGCUGCUGGGAGUGGAUGACUCUGUGGUCCGGUUCCAUGGCAAAGAGCACGUCCAAAACUACCUCCUCACCCUGAUGAACAUCGUGAAUGAAAUUUACCAUGAUGAGUCCCUCGGAGUGCAUAUAAAUGUGGUCCUGGUCCGAAUGAUAAUGCUGGGUUAUGCAAAGUCCAUCAGCCUCAUAGAAAGGGGAAACCCAUCCCGGAGCUUGGAGAAUGUCUGUCGCUGGGCUUGCCAACAACAAAAAUCUGAUCCUAACCACUCUGAACAUCAUGAUCAUGCAAUUUUCUUAACCAGACAAGACUUUGGACCUGCUGGAAUGCAAGGAUAUGCUCCAGUCACGGGCAUGUGUCAUCCAGUGAGAAGCUGCACCCUGAAUCACGAGGAUGGUUUUUCAUCUGCUUUUGUAGUAGCCCAUGAAACUGGCCAUGUGCUGGGCAUGGAGCACGACGGGCAAGGCAACCGGUGUGGUGAGGAGACUGCGAUGGGCAGUGUCAUGGCGCCCUUGGUGCAAGCCGCCUUCCACCGCUACCACUGGUCCCACUGCAGUGGCCAGGAGCUGAGGAGAUACAUCCAUUCCUAUGACUGUCUGCUUGAUGACCCUUUUGAACAUGAUUGGCCUAAACUCCCAGAACUUCCUGGAAUAAAUUAUUCUAUGGAUGAGCAAUGUCGUUUUGAUUUUGGUGUUGGUUACAAAAUGUGCACUGCGUUCCGCACCUUUGACCCAUGCAAACAGCUGUGGUGCAGUCAUCCUGACAACCCCUACUUCUGUAAGACUAAGAAGGGGCCCCCUCUCGAUGGCACUGAAUGUGCUCCUGGGAAAUGGUGCUACAAAGGACACUGCAUGUGGAAGAAUGCUAACCAGCAGAAACAGGAUGGCAACUGGGGCUCCUGGACCAAGUUUGGCUCCUGCUCACGGACGUGUGGAACUGGGGUCCGGUUCAGGACGCGCCAGUGCGACAGCCCGACGCCCAUCAAUGGUGGUCAGGACUGUACAGGCGUUAACUUUGAGUACCAGCUCUGUAAUACGGAAGAGUGCCAGAAACACUUCGAGGACUUCAGAGCACAGCAGUGCCAGCAGCGGAACUCUCACUUUGAGUUCCAGGGCACCAAACAUCACUGGUUGCCGCAUGAGCACCCUGACCCCAAGAAGAGAUGCCACCUGUACUGCCAGUCCCGGGAGACGGGGCACGCGGCGUACAUGAAGCAGCUGGUGCACGAUGGUACCCGCUGCUCCUACAAGGACCCCUACAGCAUCUGCGUGCGCGGCGAGUGCGUGAAAGUGGGCUGUGAUAAAGAACUUGGCUCCAACAAGGUUGAGGACAAAUGUGGUGUCUGUGGAGGAGACAACUCUCACUGUCGAACUGUAAAGGGGAUAUUUACCAGGACUCCCAGGAAGCUUGGGAAACAUUUAAGCAAGAGGUGCCAUAAAGAAUUCGAGUUGCUGGAAAAUGAAAUCUGGAAGACAAGAGGCGCAUUCACUUUACCCAGAGGAGCUCGUAAUGUUUCUCUUGGUGAAACAAGAGAAGCUAAAAAUGUACUGGGGUACCUUAAGAUGUUUGAUAUCCCCCCUGGGGCUAGACAUGUGUUAAUCCAAGAAGACGAGGCCUCUCCUCACAUUCUUGCUAUCAAGAACCAGGCUACAGGCCACUACAUUUUAAAUGGCAAAAGGGAGGAAGCCAAGUCACGGACCUUCGUAGAUCUUGGUGUGGAGUGGGAUUACAGCAUCGAAGACGACAUUGAGACGCUUCACACUGAUGGGCCCUUGCACGAUCCUGUUAUCAUUCUGAUUAUACCUCAGGAAAAUGACACCCGCUCCAGCCUGACAUACAAGUACAUCAUCCAUGAGGACUCUGUGCUCACCAUCAACAGCAACAACGUCAUCCAGGAUGAGCUAGACACAUUCGAGUGGGCACUGAAGAGCUGGUCUCAGUGCUCCAAGCCCUGUGGUGGAGGUUUCCAGUACACUAAAUAUGGAUGCCGUAGGAAAAGUGAUAAUAAAAUGGUUCAUCGUAGCUUCUGUGAGGCCAGUAAGAAGCCGAAACCUAUUAGACGAAUGUGCAAUAUUCAAGAGUGUACACACCCAUUCUGGGUGGCAGAAGACUGGGAGCACUGCACCAAAACCUGCGGCACUUCCGGCUACCAACUCCGCACCGUGCGCUGCCUUCAGCCACUCCAGGACGGCACCAACCACUCGGUGAACAGCAAGAACUGUGUGGGAGAUCGUCCCGAGAGCCGCCGGCCCUGCAGCAGGGUGCCCUGCCCAGCGCAGUGGAAAGCAGGGCCCUGGAACGAGUGUUCUGUGACAUGUGGCGAAGGCACUGAGGUGAGGCAGGUCCUCUGCAGGGCUGGAGACCGCUGUGAUGGAGAAAAGCCUGCGUCCAUGAGAGCCUGUCAGCUACCACCCUGCAAUGAUGAGCCAUGUUUAGGGGACAAGUCCAUAUUCUGUCAGAUGGAGGUGCUGGCCCGGUACUGCUCCAUACCAGGUUACAACAAAUUAUGCUGUGAGUCAUGCAGCAAGCGAAGUACCCUGUCACCACCAUACCUGCUGGAAACUGCUGAGCCUCAUGACGAUGCCAUCUUUAGCCCCGAUAACCUCCCCAGUACUCUAGUGAUGCCCACAGCUUUGGGUCCUUACUAUCCAGAGAUGCCUGCUGAGAAAAAACCUGUAGGUAGCAUUUCUUCAGGCGGAAGCCCAAAUGCACAUGCUUCUUUCAGGCCAAACAACAAGCCUGAUGGUGCUAACUUUCCCCAGAGCGGGGCUUGGCAGGCCAGAAGUCAGACACUAAGCCUGCUCUCUGUGCCAUCUUCCUCAUCCACCAAGGGUGACCACCUCCACUCAGACUCAGAGGUAGCUGCUGCUCCCUUCCUUGAAGUCAAUGAUUCCAUAGGUGCUUCUCAGACAAGAACCUCAAAGAAAGAUGGAAAGAUUAUUCAUAAGAGACAUCCAAUAAGCUCGCCCACCUUAGAAAGAUGAGAAAAGGAACCUAAAAGACAAGGAAUCAGAAGGAAACCUGGACAACCUCCCUCUCAGCAUGGUGCAUACACCUUGUUUAAAGUGGAAAGUGUAAUAGAUCAUCAACUCCCUUUAUCUGUCAGUGGAAGAACAAAAAGUGCGGGUUCACUUUCUCAUUGCUUUCAUCCUCCUUCUCUUCUACACAGACUCACCUGCCAGUAUUCAUUGGAAGAAAGCACGAAAGAUUACUAACAGAAGGAAAGUAAGUGGCUGCACUGGUCACUCUCUAAAGAAGAAAGGGGACUAGAAGGAACUGUGCAUAUGAACUGAUUUUUUUGUUUUAAAAAAGUAAAUAUUAAAGAGAUGCCAACAGUUUACACUUCAAGAAGAAAUUUUGGAAAUGGGGCAAAGGAUUCUUAGACUCAUAUUCUUAUUUAUCUAUAUUAGAAAUGUAUGAGAAUUUGCAGCUGUUGUGUAAAUAUUGUAUAUUGCAGAAAUCCAUAUUAUUUUAAAAGAUGUUCUCAGAAUGAUUGUUUACUAUCUUACAUUUCUGGAUGUUCUAGGUGCCUGUCAUUGAGUAUUGCCUUAUUUGAAUUAUUUGACAUUCUAUAGGUUGGCUUUCAAAGCAGAAUACUACAGAGAAGUUAGAAUUACAGUUACUGAGAAUACAGUGUUCUGUUGUAUGGUUUUUGUUAAAUCAGCAACAUGGUUCCUAAGUUAUAGAAAAAGAAAAAGACAGAGAAGUAGAUCUCAUUGUCCCCAUUGCCCUCCAUCCUUAUAAUUGGAAGUUUAGUACACUUGAGGUCACAGGGAAAGUAAGUGCCUGUGCAAGACAACCCUGAAGUCUCAAUCAAGGUGUUCUGUGUUCUUGUUUUGUUUUUUAAUUUUUCCAUUGGUGAUAUUUGAACAGUAGUACUUGAUGUACUAUAAUAGCCACAGAGGAAACAUGGGGAUAAUUUAUGUAUUGUUAGCUGAGAAAGUUGUCAUCAAACUGGAAUUGACAAGCAAAUAUGGGAGCACUUUAAAAUGGAAGCAGGUUUACAAAAGCAUUUGUCAGUGAUUAUUUAUUUUCUGCAUGGUUCAUAUCCAAAUGUUCACAACCACAAUGCAUCUGACUACAAUAAUGUGCUAGUAACUUAUGUCAGUGGUCACCUUGCUCACAGCAAAACCAGAAAUGCUCUCUCCAGGGAGUAGAUGUAAAGUACUUGUAUAUAGAAUUCAGAACUGAAACUAUUUAUUAAAAGUUGAUUUUUUCCUUGAUAGUAUUUUUAUGUGCUAACUAUUUACACUAAUAUCAUGACAUAUUUUGGUAAACUAGAGAGACAUAAUUAGAGGUAUGUGCUUCAUUCAGUGCAUUGAGGAGAAAUUUAAGCAAACCACCCCAGCCAAUUCAAAGAGCCAAUUCAAAGAACAAAUUUUAUAUUAUGUAGAUAUUUAGCAGUUUUAAAGUAGUUGAUAUAAACUUAAUGACUUGUUCCCUUUUAAGGAAACAUAAAAUAGGAACUUAAUUAGCUGUUUAAUGAAGUAGUAAAGUCGAAACACUUUUAAAAGUAUGUGAGAGCAGUGCUUCCUGAAUUUUACUUAAAGAAACAUUAAGUGUUGUUAGCUUAGUGUUUUUUGAAGUCAGUACCUGAACUCUGCAAACAUAUUAUGGAAACUAAAAUAUAGUUGUGUUGAAGCUCCCAAAGCAGAGAAUAUACAAGAAUUUUUGGAUUUUUAACUUUUACAAAGUAGUGACCUAAGCCAUUGACUCUAUGCCUCCAAAGAAUUGCUGCUACAUGUGCAAGAAUUUAUAAGGUCAAAAAAUGUGUAAAUUCCAUAUAGUAAAAUAUCUCUGAGACUUAAAAUUUCCCUAGAAUGAAAUUCUCUCUAGUUUACUUGCAUGUGUGUAUGUCUGGUACACAAGGGUAUUAUAAAGAUGAACACACACACACACCUGCCUCCCGUUAAGAUGUACAUAGUCAUUACACUCUGACCUUUGAGCUUUCUUUUCUACUAAGCUAAAAAUUAGUUUUUAUCAAAGUGUACACUACUGAUGCUGUUUGUUGUAUUGGGAACACAUAGUAAUAAAAAUGUUAACAAAAUAUA
Messenger RNA from Heterocephalus glaber (naked mole-rat), 5573 nucleotides. The record is from RefSeq and is a predicted model, not a curated record. NCBI's taxonomy places the organism in Eukaryota, Metazoa, Chordata, Mammalia, Rodentia, Bathyergidae.